AUGGGCGGCCAAGCCCUCCUCUUUGGGCUCAUGCUCUUCCACGGCGUCCUUCUCCAUGAAGCAGGUUGCUCCAGGAAACACCACAAAGAAAGGCCUCACAAGGGGCACCCUCAGCUCUUUAUGAAGGCAGCAUUAGGUCCUGCCAAGCAACGAGAUGGUGAGUUGAGACCCCCAAACUCGUGGGGCCUGGUGAGGUGCUCGGGCCGUGUGGAGGUAUAUUUUGAAGGCGAGUGGUGCACGGUGUGUGACGACAUGUGGGACGAGAAGGAGGCGCAGGUGGUGUGUCUCCAGUUGGGCUGUGGGAUAGCUGUGUCCGCGCCUGGACAUGCUCACUUCGGCUCUGGCAUCGGCCCCAUCUUGCUGGACAAUGUGCAGUGCUCGGGCACUGAGACCUAUCUGGGUCAGUGCUCCCACGCCGGCUGGUACACCCACAACUGUGAGCACACGGAGGAUGCAGGCGUCAUCUGCUCGGACUGGCCACAACUGCGGCUCGUGAAUGGGUCAGGCCGAUGUUCCGGACGUGUAGAAAUUUUCUAUCAAGGACAGUGGGGCCGGAUAUGCGAUGACCACUGGGACAUGAAUGAAGCAGAAGUGGUGUGCCAGCAGUUGAACUGUGGGCAGGCACUGGCGGCACCUGGAAUCAACAGUCUCUCUAAGAGCAGUUUCCUGAGAGCAGAUCUUCACCAGGUCAGAAGAAUUAAUAUCAGCUUCACUGUCUUCUUCAUCUGCAACAUACCUGCCAUUGUCAUCAUCAUUGUCACCACCCCCAUCAUCAUCUUCAUUGUCAUCGUCAUUGUCACCACCAUCUUCGUCUUCACUAUCAUCUCUGCCAUUGUCAUCAUCAUUGUCACCGCCACCAUCUUCAUCUUCCCUAUUGUCAUCUCCAUCAUUGUCAUCAUUGUCACCAUCAUCCUCAUCAUUGUCAUCACCACUAUCAUCAUCAUCAUCAAUGCUGCCAUCAUCAUCACAACCAUUGUCAUCAACAUUUUCACCUUUAGCUACAUCAUCGUCCCAACUGUCAUUGUCACCUCCAUUGUCAUCCUUGUCUCCAUCACUACCAUCAUCAUCAUCAAUGCUGCCAUCAUCACAACCACUGUCGUCAACAUUUUCACCUUUAGCUACAUCAUCAUCCCAACUGUCAUUGUCACCUACCUUGUCAUCCUUGUCUCCAUCACUACCAUCAUCAUCAUCAAUGCUGCCAUCAUCAUCACAACCAUUGUCAUCAACAUUUUCACCUUUAGCUACAACAUCAUCCCAACUGUCAUUGUCACCUCCCUUGUCAUCGUUGCCUCCAUCACUAUCUUCAUCACCAUUGUCAUCCUCAUUACCACCACUGUCAUCAUCCCAAUUAUCAUCAUCAUCAAUGCCAACACUGUCACCCACAUUGCCAUCAUCUUUAUCACUGACAGUGCCUCAAGACCCUCAGAGAUCACAGUCCCCGCCGCUUCCUCGCCCUCACCUGCAGCCUGGCUGGACGUGAGGCUGGUGAAUGGCUCUGGGCGGUGCCAGGGCCGCGUGGAGGUGCUUCUCCAGGGAACCUGGGGCACCGUGUGUGAUGACCUCUGGGACCUGCCCGAGGCCUCCGUGGUGUGUCGCCAGCUACGGUGUGGCCAGGCCCUGGCUGCUCCCCGGGGAGCCCACUUUGGACCAGGCUCCGGCAAGAUCCUGCUGGAUGAUGUGCAGUGCGCGGGCAGCGAGGCCCACCUGGGGCAGUGCGGGAGCAGGGCGGGCUCCAGGCACAACUGUGGGCACCUGGAGGACGCGGGAGCCGUCUGCUCCGGUGAAGGAGCUGGGGUCCCUCUCAGGCUAACCGGUGGCCCCGGCAGAUGCACCGGCCGCGUGGAGCUUUUCUAUGAGGGAGUGUGGGGGACAGUGUGUGAUGACCUCUGGGACCAGCCAGAAGCCACUGUUGUCUGCCGGCAGCUGGGUUGUGGCCAGGCCCUGGCAGCCCCAGGAGAGGCGCAUUUUGGAGAAGGUUCUGGAAAGAUCCUCCUGGACAACGUGCACUGUGAGGGAGACGAGCAGCGCCUGGAGCAGUGCUCACAUGCUGGGUGGUUCUCCCACAACUGUGGGCACACGGAAGAUGCAGGUGUCAUGUGCUCAGGUGCUGAGAAUGCCACAGUCACUGACACAGGUCUCCCCCUGGCUGCCCAGGCAGGAACAGUAAUAGGAGCAGGAAAGCUCCCAUGUGGUGGCAUAAUCACCAAUUCGUCGGGUGCCAUCAGAAACCCCCCGAAGAAUGAGAUGCAUGACAACAUAACCUGUGUGUGGCACAUCAAGGCCAAUGCUUCUGAUCACAUCCUGCUGGCCUUUCCCUACCUCAGCCUUGACUGCACCAAUGAAUACUUCGAAAUCCUAGAUGGGCCUCCAUCCUCCACCAAGUCCAUCGCGAAGACCUGCGCGGGCUCCUACCUCACCUACUCGUCUGCCUCCAACUCUUUAACUCUCAUCUACUUCAGAAGUUUCAACAACAUUGGAAAAAACUUUGUCGCUUACUAUUAUUCUACAGCCAAAGCUGCAAGUUCGCAGACCCCACGUCUAAUCACCAUCCCAACAGGAAUCCCCAUGCAGGUGACAGCAAGGCCAGGAAACUGGCCAGAGCUACGACUGGUGGGCGGCUCAGGACGGUGCUCUGGGCGUGUAGAGGUGCAGCACGAGGGGGCCUGGGGCACUGUGUGUGAUGACCUGUGGGACCUGAAUGAGGCUGAGGUGGUGUGUCGGCAGCUGGGCUGUGGCCGAGCCACGUCCGCCUUGGGGAAGGCCCACUUCGGUCCGGGUUCUGGGGACAUCUUCCUGGACAACCUCCAGUGUGCAGGCAUGGAGCGCUUCCUGGGCCAGUGUGCCCACUCGGGCUGGUCUGAGCAUAACUGCGGGCACCACGAGGAUGCGGGUGUCAUCUGCUCUGGGGACUGGCCAGAGCUGCGGCUAGUGGGUGGCUCAGGCCGGUGCUCUGGGCGCGUGGAGAUCCUCUAUGAAGGAGCCUGGGGCACCGUGUGUGACGAUCUGUGGGACCUGAAUGAAGCUGAGGUGGUGUGUCGACAGCUGGGUUGUGGUCAGGCCAUGUCUGCCCUUGGGAAGGCCCACUUUGGCCCAGGCUCUGGGGACAUCUUUCUGGACAACCUCCAGUGCUCUGGGCUGGAGCACUUCCUGGGCCAGUGUGCCCACUCAGGCUGGUCUGAGCACAACUGCGGACACCACGAAGAUGCAGGUGUCAUUUGCUCAGCAUUGCUGUGUGUGGCAUCUAAUCCAACUCCGAACAUUCUGUGGCCUCCUGACGUAGCUCUAGUCCUCCCCGGCCUUGUCUGUGAAUACACGGGCUCCUCCCUCAGGCCUCUGUUCUGUUUAGAAAUGGGGCCUGAACUGCGACUGGUAGGUGGCUCUGGGCGCUGCUCCGGCCGCAUCGAGGUGCUGCACGACGGGGCCUGGGGCACUGUGUGUGAUGACCUGUGGGACCUGAACGAGGCCAAGGUGGUGUGUCGGCAGCUGGGCUGUGGCUGGGCCAUCGCCGCCCCCGGAAAGGCCCACUUUGGCCCAGGCUCGGGGGACAUCGUCCUGGACAAUAUCCAGUGCUCAGGGAAUGAGAACCACCUGGGUCAGUGCCCCAGCUCAGGCUGGUCUGACCACAACUGCGGGCACCAUGAGGACGCCGGUGUCAUCUGCUCAGGUACAUUCUCCCCUCCCACAUUUGCCCCAGACACACAUGGUGAAUGGGAGAAUUCUCACUCAGGCUGUGCUUUGCCCCCAGGUAUGGCCCUGAGGCUGGUGAAUGGCAGCCACCGCUGUGAGGGCCGGGUAGAGGUGGCCUACAAUGGCACAUGGGGCACCGUGUGUGACGACAGCUGGGACCUAGCAGAUGCAGGGGUGGUGUGUGGGCAGCUGGGCUGUGGCCAGGCCCUGUCGGCACCUGCCCAGAGCUUCUUCCAGGGCGGAACCGGCCACAUCAUGCUGGAUGACGUGCAGUGCCUAGGCCGCGAGGCCAAGGUGUGGGAGUGUCUACACAGCGGCUGGUUCUCUCACAACUGUGGCCACCAUGAGGAUGCGGGUGUCAUUUGCUCCGACCUGAGUGGCGACAGCCCCAUGGAAGACAAAAACUUCCAGUGUGGAGGUUUGCUCACAAAUAGCUCAGGCUCCUUCUCCAGCCCCUGGUAUCCUAAGAAGUACCCCACCAAUGUGGUCUGCGCCUGGGACAUACAAGUGGACAGCAGAGCUCACGUCAAGCUUACUUUUGAUGUGUUGAAGAUGGAAAACUUCUAUGGCUGUCCCUAUGACUUUAUUGAAAUUUUUGAUGGUCCACAAAUCGUCUUCCACAGUGACGCCAUCGUCACCAACAUCGGCUUCUAUGCCACCUAUGAGUCAUUGGUGCAAGACGAGAACAAUACAGAUGUGGCCCUGCGCCUGAUGGAUGGCAGCCACUCCUGCGAGGGCCGCGUGGAGCUGUGGCGCAACGGCAGCUGGGGCAGUGUGUGUGACGACAGCUGGGACCUGCGGGAGGCCCAGGUGGUAUGCAGGCAGCUGGGCUGUGGUUAUGCUGUGGCAGCUCCAGGCCGGGCACGCUUCCUACGGGGCCUGGGCCCCAUUGCUCUGGACGAUGUGGAGUGUGCGGGCACCGAGUCCUGGCUCUGGCAGUGUCUACACAGUGGUUGGUUCACCCACAACUGCGGCCACCAUGAGGAUGCCGGAGUUGUUUGCUCAGCCAGGAACUGUCCCCUCAUCCUGCUGCAGGAGGUGGAGGUGGCCCUGAAAGGUCUGGACCAGCCUUACAGCAGCUGCCAUGAAUUAGGGGCAGGCGAGGGCCAGAGCAAUGGCCUGCGGCUGGUGGACGGGCAGAGCCGGUGCGAAGGCCGUGUGGAGGUGCGUCGUGGCGACAUGUGGGGCACCGUGUGUGAUGACCACUGGUCCAUUGAGAAUGCCCACGUGGUCUGCAGGCAGCUAGGCUGCGGCCUGGCUGUGUCCGCCCUCCCGGGGGGCCACUUCAACCCAGGCACAGGCAGCAUUGCCCUGGAUGACGUCAACUGCACUGGCAGCGAGUCCUUGCUGGACCAGUGUCCCCACAGGGCCGGGAACGACCACAACUGUGGGCAUCAGGAAGACGCCGGUGUUGUCUGCUCAGACUCCAUCCAGUGGGGGAAGAAGGGAGAGUUUGACUGGAAUGGGGUGGCAGAUCUCUGGUGUCUCACUCCCGGGAAUCUGGGCAAUCUGCCUGAGGUGCGGCUGGCAGAUGGCGGUGGCAGAUGCGAGGGUCGUGUGGAGGUGCGUCACGACGGCACAUGGGGGACAGUGUGUGAUGACCUCUGGGACCUGCCAGCCGCCCAAGUCGUGUGCAGACAACUAGGCUGUGGCCCAGCGCUAGCGGCCCCCCGGAACAGCAUGUUCGGAGAUGGCGUGGGGCCCAUCCUCUUGGACAACGUGCAAUGCGUUGGCGACGAGACCAGCCUGGGGCGGUGCCACCACUUGGGCGUAUCGAUCCAUAACUGUGGGCACCACGAGGAUGCCGGCGCUCCACAGAAGCUGCCCCAGGAGCAGCAGAAGCCAUCCCUGCCAUUGGUAAUCUUCUUCUCUCAUAAUAUCCACUGCGACUUGCCCACAGUCAGGCUGGUGGAUGGACAGAACCGCUGCCAAGGGCGCUUGGAAGUAUAUCACAACGGCUCAUGGGGGACCGUAUGUGAUGACCUCUGGGGUCUCCCUGCUGCCCAUGUGGUGUGCCGGCAGCUGGGCUGUGGGGAGGGCUUGGGGGCCCUGGGGAGCAGCCACUUUGGAGAAGGCACCGGGCCCAUCCUGCUGGACGACGUGCAGUGCCGUGGCCAUGAGACCAGCCUGGGCCGGUGUCGCCACCUGGGCUUAUUCAUCCACAACUGCGGGCACCAUGAGGACGCGGGAGUGGUCUGCUCAGUCCCUCUGCCUACUGCCUGCCCCCUGCACUCUGCCCUCUUCCCUCUGCCAGUGUUUCUCUCUGUGUGUGCUGGUUAUCGGACCAAAUCUUUGGAUUUGGAUGUAACUACAUUACAUUUGGAUGUAACUACGUUAACAGUUCUAGAGAAAUGGUUAGACAAGACCAAAUGCAGCCCUCAGGACAAGAGGGUAAAUGGAGUCAAGACAGGGCCUGUCAAGGCCCAGUCAGAGGUCGAGUUUAGAUUCCCCAAGCCAGCCACCUGGACCCCAACACCAGAUCUUUCCCCAGCUUCUGCCACCAUGGCCACACCAUCAGACCAGCAGCUGCGCCUGGCAGGCGGGCGAGGGCGUUGUGAGGGCCGCGUGGAGGUGCAGCACCAAGGUGUAUGGGGCACCGUGUGCGAUGACCACUGGAGCAUCAAGAACGCGCGCGUCGUGUGUCGCCUGCUGGGCUGUGGCCGAGCCCUCAGUGCCCCGGGCCGCAGCCGCUUCGGGCCUGGUCGGGGCCCCAUCCUGCUAGACAACGUGAGGUGUGUGGGUACCGAGGACGCCCUGGAGCACUGCACCCACGCUGGUUGGGCUCAGCACAACUGCCAGCACCGGGAAGACGCGGGUGUGGUGUGUGCAGCCCAGGUCUCCUGCCUGCCUCACCUCUUCCAAGUCAUCGUUGACCGGGGCUACCUCCGGAGCCUGGGUUACUCCUCCUGGGACAUGCACUUAAAUGACGAGCUGUGCCGCCCCCAAAUCACAGGGCGCUACCUGAUCUUCAACAUCCCAUAUGGCCGCUGUGGCACUGUCAGACAGGAAAACCUUGGCUCUCACAGUUACUCCAACUCCAUCAGAGGAAGAAUCCGGGGCCGCCCUGGCCGAGUCAUCGUGAGGCAUAAAGUGCCUCAGCUCAAGUUCACCUGCCAGGUGAACGCCCCAUCAAACUCCAGGGAGGGCACUGGCUAUGACGUGUCCUUCUCUUUCCUUGAACUGCCCAUGGCUCAGAAGCUUGGGAGCACCGGGCUGUAUCUGGGCAACCAGGCCAAGGAGGUCUUUCUCCAGGCAACUCUGCACAGCUCAGACCCCAGACUGAGGGUCUUUGUGGAUACUUGUGUGGCAUCUCCAGAUCCUCAAGAUUUCACAACGGUCAAAUAUGACUUGAUCCAACAAGGAUGCAUCAAAGAUAAGACCUUUGUCCACCUCCAUUCCGACCAGAAGAACACGGCCCAGUUCAAGUUCAACGCCUUCAGCUUUCUCGACAGCUAUGAUGUGGUCUAUGUGCAGUGUAAGAUCGCUGUGUGCAAAGUAGGGGACUCCUCCCCCCACUGCUCCCAGAGCUGUGCAGGGCGGAAGAAGAGGGGAGCAGGCCCCAGAGUGGCUACAGAAGAACAGACUGCACAUUUCCAAAUGAUAGGACCACUGGAAAUUCAGAAAGGGCUUGAGGAGAGUUAG
Messenger RNA from Suncus etruscus (white-toothed pygmy shrew), 7329 nucleotides. RefSeq names its product deleted in malignant brain tumors 1 protein-like. The record is from RefSeq and is a predicted model, not a curated record. The transcript is spliced from 42 exons. Bases 1 to 7329 code for a protein of 2442 amino acids. Gene Ontology annotation, cellular component: membrane. Lineage: Eukaryota; Metazoa; Chordata; Mammalia; Eulipotyphla; Soricidae.